Messenger RNA from Dracunculus medinensis (Guinea worm), 240 nucleotides. Lineage: Eukaryota; Metazoa; Nematoda; Chromadorea; Rhabditida; Dracunculidae. The record is from the annotation of a GenBank genome assembly.
AUGCCAGUGCCUCAAUCACAUCUUUCAACUGGUCAGCCAACCUGUUGGCAAAAAUUAAAGCUCGGUUUUAUGAUGGGUGCAGUGAUUGGUGGUGCCACAGGUGUUGUUUUAGGAUCAUUUGGUGCCUAUAAAAUGGGAUUGAGAGGAAAAGAAUUUCUUACCCAAGUAGGAAAAAUAGCAGCACAGUCAGGUGGAUCGUUUGGCGUUUUCAUGAUGGUCGCUCAGGGUAUUAGGUGUUAG